AUGACCGUGGAAGAGUACCAAGUUGGACAGUUGUGGUCCGUGGCGGAGGCCUCCAAGGCUGAAACUGGUGGUGGAGAAGGCGUAGAGGUUCUGAAAAAUGAGCCUUUCGACGGCGUACCUUUGUUAAAUGGACAGUUUUGCAAGGGCCAGUAUACACACAAGAUAUAUCACCUUCAAUCGAAAGUUCCCACAAUUAUACGAAAAAUAGCACCAAAGGGAUCUUUAGCGAUACACGAAGAGGCAUGGAACGCUUAUCCCUACUGCAAAACAGUUCUUACUAACCCUGAUUACAUGAAAGAAAACUUCUUCAUAAAAAUCGAAACCAUGCAUUUACCAGACAGAGGUGAUACGGAAAAUGCUCAUGGUCUUCCUCUUGAAGAACUUUCUCGGAGGGAAGUGGUACAUAUAGACAUUGCCGAUGACAACGAAUACCUGCAUGCGGGUGAUAUCAAUCCUUCAACGUGUCCAAGUACAUUUGUGAGCUCGAAAACUGGACGUCCCUAUACUUAA
Molecule: messenger RNA, 510 nt
Organism: Cooperia oncophora
Lineage: Eukaryota; Metazoa; Nematoda; Chromadorea; Rhabditida; Trichostrongylidae
Source: the annotation of a GenBank genome assembly